AUGAUGUGCGAAGUGAUGCCCACCAUCAGCGAGGACAGCCGCCGGGGCUCGGCCUACGGGCCGGAGGACGCCAACUUCGAGCAGCUGAUGGUCAACAUGCUGACGGAGCGGGAGCGGCUGCUGGAGACGCUGCGGGACACGCAGGACAGCCUGGGCACGGCCCAGCUCCGGCUCCGCGACCUGGCCCACGAGAAGGAGUCGCUGCAGAGACAGCUGAGCAUCGCCCUGCCCCAGGAGUUUGCGGCGCUGACCAAGGAGCUGAACGCCUGCCGGGAGCAGCUGCUGGAGCGGGAGGAGGAGAUUUCGGAGCUGAAAGCCGAGCGCAACAACACGCGG
Molecule: messenger RNA, 336 nt
Organism: Terrapene triunguis (Three-toed box turtle)
Lineage: Eukaryota; Metazoa; Chordata; Testudines; Emydidae
Product: liprin-alpha-3-like
Exons: 2
Biological process (GO): synapse organization
Cellular component (GO): presynaptic active zone
Source: RefSeq, a predicted model, not a curated record